Gossypium raimondii (Peruvian cotton) is the source of this 3922-nucleotide messenger RNA. Its product is annotated as LRR receptor-like serine/threonine-protein kinase RPK2. Gene Ontology annotation, biological process: protein phosphorylation. Gene Ontology annotation, molecular function: ATP binding; protein binding; protein kinase activity. The record is from RefSeq and is a predicted model, not a curated record. Lineage: Eukaryota; Viridiplantae; Streptophyta; Magnoliopsida; Malvales; Malvaceae. Bases 226 to 3648 code for a protein of 1140 amino acids. The transcript has a single exon.
AAGCCAAGUAAGACGCGCAUUUGAUUGUUGAAAAUUUUCUUUCCCAGUUUUUUCUUCCAAUUUUUUCUCUCCCUCCAAACAGCCUAAAAAGAUUAGGGUUAGGAUAUUAGAAAAACACACACAGAAACCGGAAGAAAAGCCCAGAUUUUCAUCAUCGGAUUGUUGUAGAAUAAACUUAAUGAAAGCUGUAUUUUUUUAGUGUUUUAGAGUACCUGUAUCUAGAAAAUGGGUUUCUUUUCAGCUUCAGUGAUCAAGUGGCAGCCAUUUUUCUUACUCUUCUCCUGUGUAUUGAACAGUGUUGUUUUGGGUGAUAAUUCUUCAGACAAAGCUGUUCUUCUUGAGUUUAAGAAGUCUGUCUUAGAUCCUUCAGGGCUUUUAUCAACUUGGACAGAAAAUUCCGGUCACUGUUCAUGGUCUGGUGUUUCGUGUGAUAAAAACUCUAAGGUUUUGUCUCUUAACAUAACUGGUUUUGGGAAUGGGAAAAAAGGUAAUUUCAACAAUACGAAUGCUUUUCUCUCGUUUUCUUGUUCUGAUUAUAGUGUAUUUCCAUUUUAUGGAUUUGGUAUUAGAAGGAAUUGUGGGGAAAGUAAUGGGGGUUUGUAUGGGAAGUUGUUGCCUUCUAUUGGAAAAUUGAGUGAACUUAGAAUUUUAUCACUUCCUUUUCAUAGAUUUGGUGGUGAAAUUCCUGCUGAAAUUUGGGAGUUGGAGAAUUUGGAAGUACUUGAUCUAGAGAACAGUUUGUUAUCUGGGACUUUGCCUGUUAGUGUUUCUGGGUUAAAGAACUUGAGAGUUCUUAAUUUGGGGUUUAAUAACAUUAGUGGAGAGAUACCAAGUUGGCUUUCAAGUUUGAAACAAAUGGAGAUAUUGAAUUUGGCUGGUAAUCUCGUGAAUGGAACCGUUCCCGGAUCUUUUGGAAGGUUUCGAGGUGUUUACUUGUCAUUUACAUCGCUCGGUGGCUUGUUGCCCCCUGAUAUUGGUGAAGGUUGUAAGCUUGAGCAUUUGGAUUUGUCUGGGAAUAACUUGGUUGGGCAGAUCCCUGCUAGUUUGGGGAACUGUAGUCAGUUGAGGUCGUUGUUGUUGUAUACAAAUUUAUUGGAGGAACAAAUUCCUCACGAAAUCGGUCAGCUUCGAAAUCUUGAAGUGUUGGAUGUUUCAGGGAAUAGUUUGAGUGGUCCAAUACCUGUUGAGCUUGGAAAUUGUUCUGGAUUGACUGUGCUUGUGCUCUCAAAUAUGUUUAAUCCAUAUGAUGACCUUGCCAUUGCUAAAGGCGAUCGAAGCACUGUAAAGGAUGAUUUUAAUUUUUAUCAAGGUGGGAUUCCUUCUGAAAUCACGAAGCUUUCAAAGCUGAGGAUAUUAUGGGUUCCGAGGGCAACGCUUGAGGGCAACCUGCCAAGUGAUUGGGGUGCUUGUGAUGAUUUGGAGAUGGUAAAUUUGGCUCAGAAUUUUUUUGCCGGGGAAAUUCCUAUUGGUCUUAGUUACUGCAAGAAGCUCCGGUACCUUGACUUAAGCUCAAAUAAGCGGCUUGCUGGAGAGCUUAUUGAGGAACUUGCGGUUCCUUGUAUGAGUGUGUUUGAUGUCAGUGAAAAUUCCUUGUCAGGUUCCAUCCCUAGAUUCUACAACCAGGGAUGCCCUGAAGUUCUGACCUCAGAUUCAUAUGCCAUUGAACCCUUCAGCCCGACUUCUGCUUAUUUAUCAUUUUUGGCAAGAAAACUUCAAGUUGGAACACAUUUUGAGUUCUUUGGAGGAGAUGGUGGUCCUACUGUGUUUCACAACUUUGGAGAUAACAAUUUUACUGGCAGUGUCUUGUCGGUGCCAAUCCCACCAAAAAGGUUAGGGAAACAGAUUUCUUAUGCAUUUUAUGCUGGAGAGAACUUGCUCAGCGGACCAUUUCCACAGAAUUUGUUCGAGAACUGCAAUGAGUUGGGUUCGCUUUAUGUUAAUGUUAGCUACAAUAGAAUGUCUGGUCAGAUUCCAGCUGAAAUGAGUAAAAUUUGCAAGUCUCUCAAAUUUUUGGAUGUGUCUGGGAAUCAAAUUACUGGGUCCAUUCCGCCUAGCAUUGGAGACUUGGUUUCACUUGUUUCGCUUAAUUUGAGCUGGAACCUGUUACGAGGCUGGAUUCCAAGCAGUUUUGGGCUGAUGAAGGAUCUCCGGUAUCUUUCUUUGUCUGGUAACAAUCUGACCAGAUCUAUUCCUUCCACCUUUGGCCGGUUGCAAUCUUUAGAAAUUCUGGAGAUGUCCUCAAAUUCUCUUUCUGGUGAAAUUCCUGAAGGUCUGGUUAAUUUGAGAAACCUGACUGUUCUUCUGCUCAAUAACAACAAACUCUUUGGGAAAAUUCCCUCUGGUUUGGCAAAUGUGACCAAGCUCUCUGCAUUCAAUGUAUCCUUCAAUAACUUGUCUGGGCCACUACCCUCAAGUUAUAAUUUGAUGAAAUGCAGCAAUCUUCUUGGGAACCCACUUCUACAGCCUUGUCAUGAAUACUCCUCAAUGUCAUCUUCAGAUCAAGCGAGAGCAGGGAAUUCACAAAAUUAUGCUGCAUCACCAAGGGGAUCCGCAACCCGAAGGAAUGGAAAUAAUGGUUUCAAUUCAAUUGAGAUAGCUUCAAUAACAUCUGCUUCAGCCAUUGUUUCAGUUCUUCUGGCUCUUAUUAUUUUAUUCAUAUAUACCAGGAAGUGGAAUUCAAAAUCCAAAAUUAUCAGCACUACGAAAAAAGAAGUCACGAUUUUCACAAACAUUGGGGUCCCUUUGACAUUUGACAGUGUUGUGCAGGCCACGGGGAAUUUCAAUGCUAGCAACUGUAUUGGGAAUGGAGGUUUUGGGUCAACUUAUAAAGCAGAGAUCUCCCCUGGAGUCUUGUUGGCUAUAAAGCGGCUUGCAAUCGGACGGUUGCAAGGCUUUCAACAGUUUGAUGCUGAAAUUAAAAUCCUUGGGAGGUUGCGCCACCCAAAUCUUGUCACUCUUAUUGGUUAUCAUGCCAGUGAAAUGGAAACAUUCCUUGUAUACAAUUAUUUUCCAGGUGGUAACUUAGAAAAGUUUAUUCAGGAGAGGUCCGCAAGAGCUAUGGAUUGGAGGAUACUUUACAAGAUUGCUCUGGACAUUGCCCGUGCUCUUGCCUACCUACAUGAUCAGUGCGUCCCACGGAUUCUCCAUCGUGAUGUUAAGCCCAGCAAUAUCCUCUUGGAUGAUGAGUACAAUGCUUAUUUAUCAGACUUUGGUUUGGCCAGACUUUUGGGCGCAUCUGAAACGCAUGCUACCACGGGUGUUGCUGGAACUUUCGGAUAUGUUGCUCCGGAAUAUGCAAUGACUUGCCGUGUUUCUGAUAAAGCUGAUGUUUACAGCUAUGGGGUGGUGCUCCUUGAGUUGCUCUCAGAUAAGAAAGCUUUGGAUCCAUCGUUUUCUCCUUACGGAAAUGGUUUCAACAUUGUUCAAUGGUCAUGCUUGCUCUUACGGCAAGGCCAGGCCAAGGAGUUCUUCACUGCAGGGUUGUGGGAUGCAGGGCCCCAGAAUGACUUGGUUGAAAUUCUACACUUGGCUGUUGUGUGUACUGUUGAUUCGCUCUCUACUAGACCUACAAUGAAGCAAGUUGUCCGACGGCUGAAGCAACUUCAACCACCAUCAUGUUACUUACAUGAUGAAGUUUCCCUUCAUUAACAUAAUGUUUCGAGGAGAGGUAAAGCUCUUUGUUAUUGUCUCCGGCUGCCCUUAGGUAGAGUUGUUAGCUGUAGUUAUUGCCACUUUGUAAAUUGCAACACAGGUUUUCCCCAAUUUUCUGAUGCUAUUUCAUCCAUGAGUCUGCAGAAGAAUGCAGAUGCGUGUGUAUAUAUAUAUUUAUUAUCCAAGCUGUACAGUUCUAUCCGAGUUUCAUUUGAUGUCUGAUAACACAAUAGAAUGAUUUUGCAAUUUACACGAUUCAGUGUCUUGUCUA